Messenger RNA from Onthophagus taurus, 1705 nucleotides. RefSeq lists its product as uncharacterized. NCBI's taxonomy places the organism in Eukaryota, Metazoa, Arthropoda, Insecta, Coleoptera, Scarabaeidae. The record is from RefSeq and is a predicted model, not a curated record.
CAAAUUUUUCUUUCCCACUCCUUUAAUUAAUUGAACGAUUGUUACACAAUGUCUGAAUCUGAGAAUAAUGUGUCACUCGGCGAUAAAAAUAUAUUAAAUAUUGUUCUUUUUGGUGAAACAGGUGUAGGUAAAUCAACUUUUGUAAAUGCUUUCGCAAAUUAUUUAAAAUACGAUACGUUGAUUGCGGCUUCUAAUGGAGAAUUAUUGGCUCCUGUACCCAUAAAAUUUACAGUAAUGGAUGAAAAUUUUCAAGAAAAAGUUAUACAAAUCGGUAAAAGUGAAAAUGAAAAAACAGAUCCGGGCGUUUCAUCAACUCAACAUCCGAAAAGUUACUUAUUAGAAAUACCAGAAAAAAAUUUGAAGAUAAGACUAAUUGAUACACCAGGGAUUGGCGAUACUCGAGGUUUAAAAUUCGACGAAGAAAACAUGGAAAAGAUUUUAGCUCUAUUGGGGGAAUUGAAUCAUGUAAACGCUUUUUGUGUGCUGGUAAAACCGAACAAUUCUCGAAUUACGGUGCUUUUUGAACAUUGCAUGAAGCAUUUAUUUUCCAAAUUGGAUAAGAAAGUCUUUGAGAAUUUUGUUUUCAUCUUUACAAACGCUAGAUCGAGCUUUUUUACCCCCGGAGACACCUUUUUACCUCUACAAAUACUUCUCGAAGGAAUUGCAUCUGAACCACACAAAAUAAAAUUUGAUCGUGACAACAUUUUUUGCAUCGAUAACGAAUCCAUACGAUAUCUAGCUAUUAAAAAUAAAGGAAUUAAGAUUAAUGAUAAUGUUGAAAAAGAUUACCAAGAAAGUUAUCAAAUAUCUUCAAAUUCAAUUAAGAGAAUGAUCGACUACAUUAAAACUUUAUCACCAGCUUCAAUGAAAGAUACAUUAUCAAUAAAUGAUUCUCGAAGAAUAAUUUUUAAAUUAGCAAUACCAAUGAUAGACGUAAUGGAAAAAUGCGAAGAUGCGAAAGAUAUUUUAAUUGAACACGAACGAAAAAUAAAUGAAAAUGAAAAUAAUUUAGAAAAAUUAAAACCCUAUUUAUAUAUUCCAGUUGUUAAACAUAAAAUAGAAGAGAAGAGAGAUGUUGAGCAUAAAAAAGGUACAAUAAAGCCUUAUCUGGAUUUGUCAUGGACACCUCCAUUCAUUUCGGUUGGCGUGAAAACAACUACAAGGCGUAAAAUAGUUGUGACUACUAUUCAGACCCCUUACGUUUUGUACGUGGAAGCUAGUAAUAUUAAAUCAACGAUUGAUGAAAAAGAACGAGCAAAAGCAACGAUGGUUGAAAUCAAACAGCAACUAAAAAAGAGUCUUGAAGAUCUCGAAAAGGAGGAAAAUCUUAUUUUGACUGCCCUCGUUAAAUUUACGGUAUUCUUAAAAGAAAAUGCUUUUCUAAUGGGGGCUGAUAUAUUUAAAAAUGAUUUAACCACAUUGAUUAAAAAGGAGAGAGAAAUUAAAAUAAAUCCGCGACGAUUGGAAAGCUAUGAAAACCUUUUAUCAACCUAUCUAGAUGAAAUCGCUAAUGUUUCAAAUGUUACUCCUCAAGAUGUUGACGAUGUUAAAACGGAAUUAUUAAAACAGAAACAUUUUGGAGACAUUUUGAAAUAUUACUAUGAAUUAGACGUUUUAGCAAAUGAUACAACCAUAAAUUAAAAUUAAUUUUGAAAUAAGUAAUUUUUUUUUAAAUGUUUUUUUGCAAAACAAAUAAAAUAUCUAA